Molecule: messenger RNA, 2654 nt
Organism: Gekko japonicus
Lineage: Eukaryota; Metazoa; Chordata; Lepidosauria; Squamata; Gekkonidae
Product: C-terminal-binding protein 2
Exons: 9
Coding region: 268-1587 (439 amino acids)
Molecular function (GO): transcription corepressor activity; oxidoreductase activity, acting on the CH-OH group of donors, NAD or NADP as acceptor; NAD binding
Source: RefSeq, a predicted model, not a curated record
GGGCGCUGUGCUGGGGAAGAGAGGAGACGAGGCGGGCGGGUUCUGUGCUGCACUGCCUGAAGUGGUCUGGUUGCAGCCGCCUCCCGCGAGGGCAGAGGCGGACGACGAGCCGCUGGGGAUCCCGCCGGCUGCUGCUGUGCCUUGGGCAGGGACCCGCCGCUCUCCUCUGCCCUCGGUCCCGCUAGCUGAGCCGGGGCUGUGCCUUUUUGUUGCGCCCUCCCCUCCUCUCUCCCGUCAGAGUCGCGUGGGCCCGUCUCGGCGUGUCCUAUGGACAGACACAAAGUGAAGCGCCAGAGGCUGGACCGCAUCUGCGAAGGUAUAAGGCCUCCUAUUGGUAAUGGCCCAAUGCCAGCGCGUCCCUUGGUUGCCCUCCUGGAUGGCAGGGAUUGCACUGUAGAGAUGCCUAUUUUGAAGGAUGUUGCCACAGUGGCUUUCUGUGAUGCCCAGUCUACUCAGGAAAUCCAUGAAAAGGUGCUAAAUGAAGCUGUUGGGGCUCUGAUGUACCACACCAUUACCUUGUCGCGCCAGGACCUGGAGAAAUUCAAAGCUCUUCGGGUCAUUGUGCGAAUUGGCAGUGGCUAUGACAAUGUGGAUAUCAAGUCAGCUGCAGAAUUAGGCAUUGCUGUGUGCAACAUCCCUUCCUCUUCUGUGGAAGAAACAGCUGAUUCCACGCUUUGCCACAUCCUGAAUUUGUAUCGGCGGGUUACGUGGCUCCACCAGGCCAUGCGAGAAGGAAACAGAGCCUCAAGUAUGGAACAGAUUAGAGAGGUGGCUGGAGGUGCUGUGCGUAUCCGUGGUGAGACGUUGGGCAUCAUUGGUCUUGGCCGAGUUGGGCAAGCAGUCGCUCUGCGUGCAAAACCCUUUGGCUUCAACGUGAUUUUCUAUGAUCCAUAUCUACCUGAUGGAGUGGAGCGUUCCCUGGGAUUGCAACGCAUGGCCACCCUGCAGGACCUGCUAAUGCACAGUGACUGCAUCACAUUGCACUGCAGCCUCAAUGAGCAUAAUCACCACCUCAUCAAUGACUUCACCAUUAAACAGAUGCGCCAAGGCUGUUUUCUGGUGAAUACAGCUCGUGGGGGACUGGUUGAUGAGAAAGCCUUGGCUCAAGCGCUAAAGGAAGGGAGAAUCAGAGGGGCAGCAUUAGAUGUGCAUGAGUCUGAGCCCUUCAGCUUUGCAAAUGGCCCCCUAAAAGAUGCUCCCAACGUGAUCUGUACUCCUCACACAGCGUGGUACAGUGAACAGGCGUCCAUUGAAUCCCGGGAGGAUGCAGCUAAGGAGAUUCGGAGAGCCAUCACAGGUCACAUACCUGAUGCUCUGAGGAACUGUGUUAAUAAGGAGUACUUGCUUUUAGCAGCUCAGUGGUCCAGUAUUGAUCCUGCAACUGUACAUCCAGAGCUUAAUGGAGCUGCAGCUUACAGAUUUCCUCCAGGAGUAGUGGGAGUAGCAGCCCCGGGGCUGCCAGAGCCUCCAGUAGAGGGGAUUGUAACUCAUGGCAUUCCCUCUGUGUCUCACUCUGCACCCCAUACCCCUUCUCCAGGAGAAUCAAAUAAAUUGGAGCCAGACAGAGAAAUCUCCACUGAUCAGUAGCAUCUCUGCUAUCUCUUUUCAUCCCUCAUAAGAAAGCAGGGUGUUAUCCUGUUUUAGGACCUAUUGUGACACCUCGUGGACUGUUUCCUGUUCAUGCUGGGCAGGAGAAUGCAUUUCAUUGUUGGCAAAUUCUAGCUCUUGCCUUUAAACAGAUAUUUUAUAACAGAUUUAGUUUAAAUCUCUUGGUGAAUCUCUUUCCUUGUCUGGGGCAAAGAAGCAGUGACUUUUCAUCCUUUUGGUAAUGUUUAGUUUUAUCAUGCAAGUUCCCAUGCACCUGCCUCCACUGUGAUAUGCAGAAUAGCACCUGGCUGAAUAUGAGAUCUCCAGUGAUUCCAGAACAGGACUGGUGUGGAUUCUUAAGGUGACUUCUUAAACUGAAGAUCAGCUAAGAACUCAGGUACAAGUGACAAAGAUCAUCAUAGUGGGAAAGAAGAGCUGUGGGUUUACCUGUUGCUUACUAGGAAUAAGGGGACCCUCUUUCUCAGUUUUGGGCACUUACUGCUUUGAUCCUGCCUGUAUACUGUUAACAGCUGUAGUUGGUGGGUGACUUGCUUCUAGGGCACUGAGGGUAAGUAUUUACAAGAGCCAGAGUAAAUUUGAAAUUCUGCCUGGAAUCUGAUUUAUGUUCAAAAUGUGCAGAAAAUUGGUGACAUCGUUUUGACAGUCAAGAUGCUUGUUAAGUCACAAGAAGGAAGGUUUGAUUAAGAUUUGAGCCCAGCUCAGGGAAUGAGAGCUCAACUCCACAUAAGAAAGGAGGCGAUUCAGAACUCUAGGCUUAAGGUUGUGUAAUGCCCAUUCUUGCACACUAGUAAUACAACUUUGCUUAAAAAAAAGUUUAUACUGAAAUUCUAGAUAUUAGGCCCUCUCUGACCUCUUUCCAAUCUACUUUAAAGGCCCAGCUAGAAUUGUUCCCUCUGGCUUUGUCUAGUGUGAAAUGUCCCAGGUGUCUGUGCUGGAUUUUUAUGUUCUUCAACCCUUUUCUCUGAAUCGAGUCCUCCUUGCCAUGUAAAAAAAAAAAAAAAAGAGGGGGAGAAAGCAACAAAAUUCAUUCUCUGAGCUUGCAGAUA